AUGGCUGUCCACAGAAUGGCACCGAAAGCAAGGAUUUUAUGUUAUUAUGUGAGAGAAGACAACGAGGAAGUGGUGGCCGACGCCAUGGACUUCGAAGUGGACGGACUGUUCAGAACUGACGUGUCGAUCGACACCGACCUUAAUAAGGCAGAGCCUGGAGCACAGGUAGCUGUGAGAGUGAAUACAAAGCCGGACGCUUGGGUGGGUAUAGUAGGUGUCGAUCAGAGCGUACUUUUGCUGAAAUCAGGUAAUGAUAUGACGCGCGAAGCCGUGAUCCAAGAGUUACAGACAUACGACACAACAUUUACAGACAAUUACUGGGAUGGCUACACAUCCAAUGCCCAAAAACUAUUCAAUUUUUCGGGUGUUGUGGUCAUAUCUAAUGGUCUCGUUUAUAAAGACUAUGAGCACAAUCCCCGACACAAUCACCUCGUGGUUCAUCAGCGCAUUCGCUAUGCAUAUGGAGACUGGUCUGGGCAUUGCACCCACACCUACGAAAAAUUCUUUAGGAGUAAUGGUUGCGCUGUUAUCAAGAGCACAAUCCCCGACACAAUCACCUCGUGGUUCAUCAGCUCAUUCGCUAUGCAUAUGGAGACUGGUCUGGGCAUUGCACCCACACCUACGAAGGUCACAGUUUUCCGACCGUUUUUCAUCAAACUAUCGCUGCCUUACUCUAUAAUAAGAGGCGAAAAGGUAGCCAUUGAGGCCAUUGUCUUCAAUUACACCACAAAACCAAUUCAAUCGGAAGUAGUAUUUGAUAACAAAAAGCAAGAGUUUGAGUUUAGCGACCAAUUGGACAUAAAAGGCGUGAAUGCCUCUGAAAAGAGACAAUUGGUGUCAAUCCCUGCCAACGAUGGCGUUUCGGUCACAUUCUUAAUAACACCAAAAACUAUGGGUUAUAUUAACAUCAAACUGACGGCUAACUCAGCCAUGGCUGGAGACUCUGUGCUGAGGAAACUACUGGUGAAACCCGAGGGUCAGACACAACACUUUAAUCAAUCAGUUCUCGUGGAUCUCAAAGAAUCGGCGAAU
Messenger RNA from Oppiella nova, 1032 nucleotides. Lineage: Eukaryota; Metazoa; Arthropoda; Arachnida; Sarcoptiformes; Oppiidae. The record is from the annotation of a GenBank genome assembly.